CGGCCCGUGAUCCCCUUAAAUUUCACAUAAAAUCAACCUCUAACCCGAAUGAAUUAUCAACUGUAUACCUCUUGUCUCUCUUGAUUCUUCUUGUAACUGAGGUCUUUGUUUCCUCAUGCUUCAGUCUUGCUAGCAGGAUCCCAGCAGGCAGCUUGUAAAUUCCAGUGAGAAAACUGAGCAACACUUCCAAUUAUGGCUAGAGAACAACUGCAAGUGCUUGAUGCACUUGAUGCGGCCAAGACGCAGCUCUACCACUUCACCGCUAUUGUGAUAGCAGGCAUGGGAUUCUUCACUGAUGCAUAUGAUCUCUUUAGCAUCUCCUUGGUGACAAGGUUACUUGGUCGCAUUUACUACACCAACUUUGCGGCACCAAAGCCCGGAACCUUACCUCCGCGGGUCUCUUCCUCCGUUACUGGUGUAGCCCUUGUUGGCACGCUGAUGGGGCAGCUCUUCUUUGGAUGGCUUGGUGACAAAAUGGGGCGUAAGAAAGUCUAUGGCGUGACGUUAAUUCUCAUGAUCGUGUGCUCCCUCGCCUCUGGGCUAUCCUUUGGAGCAACUCCGAAAGGCGUCAUGGCAACCUUGUGCUUCUUCAGAUUCUGGCUCGGUUUUGGCAUCGGAGGUGACUACCCCCUCUCCGCCACGAUCAUGUCUGAGUACGCCAAUAAACGCACCCGUGGAGCCUUCAUAGCGGCCGUCUUCGCCAUGCAGGGAUUCGGGAUACUAACGAGUGGAGUUGUUGCGUUGAUAGUCUCUGUGGCAUUUGAUCAUGCAUAUGGCGCGCCCGCAUACGAGGACAACCCGGCAGCGUCAACAGUGCCGCAGGCAGACUACAUUUGGCGCAUUAUCCUCAUGUUCGGCGCCGUGCCCGCGGCGUUGACCUUCUACUGGCGUAUGAAGAUGCCGGAAACCGCACGCUACACGGCCCUCGUCGCCAAGAACGCAAAACAGGCCGCCCAAGACAUGGCCAAGGUGUUAAACGUGGAUCUCGAUCCCGAAGAAGAAAAAGUGGAGAAACUAGCACAAAAGCCAACAAACAAUUUCGGGCUUUUCUCGAAACAAUUCCUCAGACGCCACGGCCUCCACCUGUUGGGCACCACUACCACAUGGUUCUUGCUCGAUAUCGCCUUCUACAGCAACAAUCUCUUUCAGAAAGACAUUUUCAGCGCCAUCGGGUGGAUCCCGCCCGCCAAGGAAAUGAACGCCGUGCACGAAGUUUUCCGCGUCGCCAAAGCUCAAACUCUCAUCGCCCUCUUCGCCACUGUGCCGGGCUACUGGUUCACCGUGCUGCUCAUCGAUGUAAUCGGCAGGUUUGCCAUCCAGUUAAUGGGAUUCUUCUUCAUGACAGUUUUCAUGUUUGCCCUGGCAAUCCCAUACGAUCACUGGACCAUCAAGAAAAACAGGAUCGGUUUCGUGGUUAUGUACUCCCUCACGUUUUUCUUCGCCAAUUUCGGCCCUAAUGCUACUACAUUCGUUGUGCCUGCCGAGAUUUUCCCAGCCCGGUUGAGGUCAACAUGCCACGGGAUAUCGGCUGCUGCUGGGAAGGCUGGAGCAAUAGUCGGGGCGUUCGGGUUCCUAUACGCUGCCCAACCGAAAGACCCGAGCAAAAGGGACGCUGGAUACCCGGCAGGCAUAGGGGUAAAAUACUCACUCGUCGUACUUGGCUGCGUUAAUGCAUUAGGUUUGCUGUUUACAUUCUUGGUGCCAGAGCCAAAGGGGAAAUCGCUUGAGGAGUUAUCGGGCGAGAACGAAGAUGAUGUAGAUGAGCCGACCGGGCAAGCCCCAACAGCUCACAGAACUGUUCCUGUGUAGAUCAACAAAUUAUAUUACAUCCUUUGAGAUCUAUAGUUAAGUCAAAUUUCAGGAAGUUGCCAUAAAAUUACAACGUUUCAUUUCAUGUGUUGUGUGUUUGUUUAUAUAUAUUCCAUAUAGCUGUCCGAACAAUGCAAUACUAAAAUAUCUCCA
Messenger RNA from Sesamum indicum (sesame), 1962 nucleotides. RefSeq names its product low affinity inorganic phosphate transporter 1. The record is from RefSeq and is a predicted model, not a curated record. Gene Ontology annotation, biological process: transmembrane transport; phosphate ion transport. Gene Ontology annotation, cellular component: membrane. NCBI's taxonomy places the organism in Eukaryota, Viridiplantae, Streptophyta, Magnoliopsida, Lamiales, Pedaliaceae. Gene Ontology annotation, molecular function: phosphate transmembrane transporter activity.